Molecule: messenger RNA, 2655 nt
Organism: Fukomys damarensis (Damara mole-rat)
Lineage: Eukaryota; Metazoa; Chordata; Mammalia; Rodentia; Bathyergidae
Gene: Btnl9
Product: butyrophilin like 9
Exons: 13
Coding region: 205-1839 (544 amino acids)
Biological process (GO): T cell receptor signaling pathway; regulation of cytokine production
Cellular component (GO): external side of plasma membrane
Molecular function (GO): signaling receptor binding
Source: RefSeq, a predicted model, not a curated record
UAGAAGGUGGGAAAUAAUUCUGUCAGAAAUGAUCUGUCUCCCCGAACUCAGCUGCCAGCCCAUGUCUAACAGCCUUAGCAUCAAGAACUAAGAUAUUUCAUAAUAAUCGUUAUAAUUUUGCACAGGAGGUGAGAUCAUCUGCACUCAUCUGUUUUUUGGACCUUUUAAUGCUACCUGAAAGGUGGCUCUCACUGCUUAGAACAGAUGGCAAACUUCUUAGUAUCCAUGGAAUGUUUGAAGCGAGUACCUCUGACCAGCAGUCUCCUGAUCCUCACCCACCUCCUCCUCUACCUGCAGCUUGGAAAGGCAGACUCAGAAGUCAAAGUGAUAGGGCCUGGGGAGUCUGUGCUGGCCCUUGUUGGAGAAGAGGUGGAGUUCUCAUGCCACUUGUCACAGUACAUGGACGUGGAACACAUGGAGAUCCGCUGGUUCUGGGGCCUGGCCUCGGAUGUGGUACAUCUAUACCAGGAUGGGCAGGAGCUCUUCGGAGAGCAGAUGGUGCAGUUCAAGAACAGGACCAAACUCUUCAGAGAUGAAAUGGCCACUGGAAGCGUGAUCCUACGGCUGCAUAAUGUGGUACCCUCUGACCAGGGUCUAUAUAGCUGUCGCUUCCUCUCCAGUAACUUCUCUGGUGAGGCCAUCUGGGAGCUGGAGGUAGCAGGACUGGGUUCAGACCCUCACAUCUCCCUUGAAGGCUUCAAGGAAGGAGGCAUUCAGCUGAGAUGUAGCUCCAGUGGCUGGUACCCAAAGCCUCAAGUUCAGUGGAGAGGCCAUCAGGGUCAGUGCUUACCUCCAGAGACUGAAGCCAUCGUCCAGGAUGUACAGGGCCUGUUCCGUCUGGAAACAUCUGUGGUUGUCCAGGGGAGAGCUCACAGGAGUGUGUCCUGCUCCAUCCAGAACCCCCUGCUGAUCCAGAAGAAAGAGUUUGUGGUCCAGAUAGCAGGUCAGUUGUAUGCUCACUCACCCUUAGUUGCAGUUUUGGAAGACGAACGAGUCCUGGCAAUGGGCGGCAGUGACAGUCGCACGAAUGCUGUGAAUGCAAUUAAUGUCACUGAAGCGCACUCCAAGAACGGUGAAGAUGAGGGCUGUCGUCGGCGGCGCCUGGAAAAGCUAAAGAACCAGACAGAGGAAGAGCAAGGAAAGCUGGCCUCGCAGCUCGAGAAGCUUCAGACAGAGCUGGAUUGGAGAAGGACUGAAGGCCAAGCUGGAGUUUGGUGCGAGUCCAGUGUUAUUUCUCUACACAAAUGGAAAGCAGCCCAACAGUAUGCAGUGAAUGUGACCUUGGAUCCGGAUACAGCCCACCCUAGCCUGGAGAUCUCCGAGGAUGGCAAGAGGGUGUCCUCCCGCCCAGGGCCACCGACCCCAGUAGCCAGCUAUCCGCGGCUUUCUGAGCAUAAGUGCGUGCUGGGCCGGGAGCGAUUCUCCUCUGGCCGCCACUACUGGGAGGUGCACGUGGGUCGCCGCAGCCGCUGGUUCCUGGGAGUAUGCCUGGCGGCAGCGCCACACUCAGAGCCCACAUGCCUCAGCCCAGCGGGUGGCUACUGGGUGCUGGGGCUGUGGAAUUGCGAGUACUUCGCGCUGGACCCGCACCGCGUGGCACUCACCCUGCGCGUGCCUCCCAGGCGCAUCGGCCUCCUGCUUGACUUUGAGGCGGGAACACUGUCCUUCUUCAACGUGUCAGAUGGCUCCCACAUCUUCACUUUCAGCGACAGCUUCUCAGGGACUCUCUGUGCGUAUUUCAGGCCCAGAGCCCAGGAUGGCAGUGAACACCCGGAUCCGCUGAUGAUCUGCUCAUUGCCAAUUAAAGAUACGUGCACCCUUGAAGAAAACAGCCCUUGAAGCUCUCAGACCCCACCCAGGUCCUGCAGUAGGCCUCUCCUGGACCUGGGACUGGGUCCUGGGAAAGUUAUUGGACACCCUGACUGUCCUGCUGCCCUUGGAGCCAACAGAUGUUCUGACCAGAAUGUCACCAAAGCCUAAACGCUCAGCCUAACCGAAAGAGGGCAGAGUACCUAUGUACAUGUAAUUUUUUUAAGGGAAAGAGGCAAUUCCAAAGCACAUUUAUGUAUACUGUAGGAUACAGCAAAUAAGUAAAAGUAUAUUGAUUGAUGUUGGGGUACAGAAGUGGGAAAUGAGAAACUGGAAUCCAGAAAACAGGGAAGAAACAUGAUUGGAUUAAAUUAGAAGUAUCAGUUAAUUUGUAUAGUUUCAUGCUUUUUGUAUGUAUCUACCAGCUUUGCAAAAGUUUAGAAGUAAUAGCAUCUCACAAACAAUGAGUUCAUCAUUGUUUGUGAUCCUACUUUUAAAUACUAUUUCCUACUAAAAUGAAAUUGGAGGAAUGAUUCCCAAGCUGGGGUAUAGGAAGUAUAAAGCAUAUACCAUCUUGUGCUAUAAAGUAAGACAAAACAAAACUGCUCAGAAACUAUGGGCAGAAAGUCUUAAAUUCAGGAGAUCUAGUGUACACCAUGGUGACUAUAGUUGAUAGCAAUGUGUUGUACACUUCAAAAUCACUGAAAGUAGAUUUUAAAUGUUUUACCACAAACAAGUAUGAAGCAGUCCAUAUAUUUCUUAGCUGAUUAGGCCAUUCUACAAUGUCUGCAUAUAUCAAAACAUCAUGUACAUCACAAAUAUAUACUUGUUAAUCAAAUAAAAUAA